Molecule: messenger RNA, 2658 nt
Organism: Seminavis robusta
Lineage: Eukaryota; Bacillariophyta; Bacillariophyceae; Naviculales; Naviculaceae
Source: the annotation of a GenBank genome assembly
GAGUGUCAGUGGAGUCAUCAAGGCCGUUGGUGCUUCGGAAGGACGGGUCAUUUUGCUUCAAAUUCUUGUCGACGUGUCAACCCAUUAAAUCCGUCGGGGAAACCACCUGCUGUUUUUGAACCCAAAAUCGAAUGUGAUUUGAAAGCGACACAACGACACAAUACAAAUCAAACAUCGAGCUGCAAGAAACAAAGAUCGAAGGCUUUGGCAACUGAAAGGAUCUCUUGUCUUCCAUAAGUUCCAACGCAACGCUGCAUUCCAUUUGUCAGAAGAAGCAGAAGCAGAAGAGCGGAGAGAGCGAGGCUGUGAGAAAGAAGAUUCUGUCUGAACUACAGCGAGAUCGGUCUUUUUAGUGGUGUGGCUGCGACUCUUUUUCUUUGUUGGUUUUGUUGGUUAUCCUCAUUCUUCAUCAUAACAAGCAACAACUGUCUGUUCAUACACUGAUAGCUUGCUAGCUAGCUUGGUUCAGUACUUCAUAAUCAACCAGCCAAAAGCCAAUACACAAGAAAGAAAGCAAGAAAGAUGACGGAAGGCGUGGGAGAUGACUUUUUCGAUGAUUGCAAAAUGUCGGCAACGCCGAUGAUGCCGUCAUCGUCUCUGGGUACUUCACCUCGCAAUCGCAACAACAACAACUACAAUAACAAUAAUGCCUUUGGAGGACGAGGUGGUGGAGGAGGCGGCAAGAAACGGAAUCAGAAUCGAAGACGGAAAAAUAAUUCCUUCAAAAAGGAAGACGGCAAUGGCAACAACGACUACCCAAGUUACAACAACCUGCAAUCCAACAACAGUAAUAAUGGAUCCAAUAACCGGAGUCCUCAGUCGGAAGGCAAUGGCAAGAAAAAGAACUACAAUAAUGCCAGAAGUCGCUCCAACUCUCCCAUGACCGGCGCCGCCCGAUCCAAGUCACCCAACGGUGGCCGCUCCAGGUCGCCCAAGGGCUGCGGCAAGAAUAAUCGAAACAAACACCACAAUGCCAACUCCAAUGAUCUUCAUCACCACUACAACCCCAAAAAGGAUGGUCCUCCCGAUAUCACCGUCGUUGUCAACCGCGUCGACUUGUACGACUCGGCCGCUCACAUUGUCGCCGUGGCAGUCGACGGACCCAAUCAACACCCGGCUCCUCCCUAUCCCGUACAACCAUUCAACUUUGAUAAGAAUCGACACGCCAAAAGUAUCAACAAACGCAAAUUCGCCGAUUGUCUCGUGGCCAUUCAACGAGUACCUUAUUCCGUCAAGUACGUGCCCUGUGAAGAUCUAUUGGCGACGCACGAAACGGUUCCCUUGCCACCGCGGGCUCAUUCUCCCACGCCGCCCCAUGGAGAAUCCGUCGUUGACAAUACCACUCCCAAUCCAUACGACAAAUCCAUUGACAAGUACUGGGCGCAACGAAGACGACUCUUUGCCAAAUUCGAUCAGGGCAUUCAACUCGAUUCCGAAGGAUGGUACUCGGUCACACCCGAAAUUAUUGCCGAUCAUGUUGCUCAUCGAGUGGGGGAUUUGGCGGCGUCGUCGACGACAACGGGGGGCUGGGUCGUUCUGGAUGCUUUUUGUGGAUGUGGUGGAAAUGGGAUUGCCUUUUCCAAAGUACCUGCCGAUCGCAUUUCGCUUGUGAUUUGUGUCGAUACCGAUCGCAACAAAUUACGCAUGGCGGCACACAAUGCCGCUCUCUAUCAUAUCCCACCCUCCCAAAUUGUCUUUGUCGAAUGCAAUUCCAUCUUUAUUCUCAAACAUUGUUAUCGCAAUGGAGAAUUCAUUCUCGAUCAACCCGAUCUACUCAUUCAAGCCGGAGCCACGCCGCCGCAAUUGCCCUCUCCCGUGCACACGGAAGUCUAUGAAGGAUAUCAUAUCGGUGGCAUUAACAUGUUGCCGCGGCGUAUUGAUGUCGUGUUUAUGGAUCCACCGUGGGGAGGGGUCGAUUAUGAGGUUCUCGGAAAGAAUGGAUACGACUUGGAAAAGAAUAUGAAAAUUCGGUGUCAAGUCUGUCUAGAACCCGAUGAGAAAGAUACCAUCAAAGAUGACUUUUUCGAUUCCUUUGCGACACAACCAGCAAACACACACCACAAAUCGGGCAAGGCCAAGAAAAAGGCCAACUUUAACAACAAUAUCGUCGAUGACUAUGUCAAUGGAGCAGAUAUGUUAAAGUAUGCUGCUGCGGCCACGUCGACCCGACUAGUGCUCUACGACUUGCCACGAAACACGAACAAAACAUCUCUGGGACAAUCUGCGUUGGCCGCUGGUUAUCGAGGGAACCUGAAGUUGGAAGAACAUUUCCUCAAUGGUCGUCUCAAAACGGUCACGGCAUACUUUGGGACGGACUUUUCAAAGUUGCUGGAUUCCACAGAAACCAACCAAGCCGAAUUACAUCAACCCGCAUCGCCGUAUCCAACAACGGAUCAGAGCGAUGACGACGAGGCCGACAACGAAAAAGAGUAAAUAGAAUGGCUUCAUUCUAUCCUGGUUUUCGGCUCGUCUUUGCUGUUACAAUGUUGGACGGGAGACGCACGGCCAACGAGAGAGUCUCGUGGUGGUGGCAUUUUUUGAAAUCUAACCUCGAAUGAAUGAAAGAGAUGCAAGAGAUGGUCGUCCAGUCCAGCAUUACACAACAGUACUGUAGCAUUGAUAGUUAGAACAAGUUACAGUAUCAUACAACAUUCCUCC